Messenger RNA from Fibroporia radiculosa, 909 nucleotides. RefSeq lists its product as uncharacterized. Bases 1 to 909 code for a protein of 302 amino acids. Lineage: Eukaryota; Fungi; Basidiomycota; Agaricomycetes; Polyporales; Fibroporiaceae. The transcript has 5 exons. The record is from RefSeq and is a predicted model, not a curated record.
AUGCUUGCUCUCAGAUCUAUUGCGGCUUUGACGUGGUACAAAAAAGGCAUCGUCCUCGUUGACCGUCUUGUAAGAGAAGCCAAUCACUCCUUGCCAAAGGCAGCACAACAAAAAAAUGUCGAAGACAUUCCUGUCACAGACAGUACUUUCGACGCGUGGACUGGCACGCCGGUCCCUCCAGACCACGAGUUGUCCGGUAUUCAGGAAACGGUCAAGCUUGUGACCCCGCAAGAAUAUCCUGAGGAACCUCCCAUCAUUCCUGCUUGGACCGGCACCAGUGUCAUACCCAACGACAUUGAGUUUGAAGCAACCUCUGAGUCAGCAAAAACCGAAGAUAUCCCCGCGCUGGCACAUUUACAUACACCUAGCUCCCAUCCCGGGCGGAUCCACAUCCUUUUCUCCCAAUCAAACUCUCCUGUCUCACAGCCCCCAACGCAGGCUAACCCUGAGCCGGGUGUCUUUUGGGUGCACAUGUACGGUAAAGCGCAAACGCAAAUCUUCAUGCGCACGCGAGACGAGUGGUGGCUGUUGAUGAGACAGCUGAGUCGCCACCCCUACGCACGCGAGUACGUGCUACUGGUCCUCACGCCGACGGAUAUGCGCUGGGUGACGCGCGAGCAAGUCAAGGCUUUCUAUGAGCAUAUUCGCGAGCGCAGGAGAGUAAGAAAGGAGAAAAGACUGGCAGAGACGAAGGUGCCAUUCCCUACGACUGAGGAUGACGAGUUGCCUGCGUCUUCGGCCUCACUGGAGGUGUGUCAUGUCAGCGAACUGGGAGAGCUUGACGCCCCCUACGCUGGUCAGCUCGCUUUUGCGCGGACGACGUUCGCACCCACCGUCAAGUCCGUCCGCAUCUACAACAAUUGCGCCAUCUGGUGGUACGGCCGUGCCCGCUCCCAGUCCAUUUCUUAG